Molecule: messenger RNA, 612 nt
Organism: Helobdella robusta
Lineage: Eukaryota; Metazoa; Annelida; Clitellata; Rhynchobdellida; Glossiphoniidae
Exons: 4
Coding region: 19-612 (197 amino acids)
Biological process (GO): sphingolipid biosynthetic process; fatty acid elongation, polyunsaturated fatty acid; very long-chain fatty acid biosynthetic process
Cellular component (GO): endoplasmic reticulum membrane
Molecular function (GO): fatty acid elongase activity
Source: RefSeq, a predicted model, not a curated record
AAAAAAAUUAAAAUAAAUAUGGAAGUUUUAAUGUACGAAAUUCAUCGUCUGUGGGACGGGUAUUUGUACUAUCUCGAUCGAGCCGACCCCAGAGUUGAAAAAUGGCUGCUGAUGUCCAACUACUGGCCGUCGAUCGCCCUAACAGUGAUGUACCUGUUGGCUGUUUAUGCAACUGUCAAGUUUAUGGAGAAUAGGAAGCCGUUUUCUUGUUACUGGGCGAUGCUCGCUUACAACGUUACAUUGGUGGUCCUUAACUUUCAUAUCUGGUUUCAGCUAAUAACUGCUACGACGAGAAGGAGGUAUAGUUACAGUUGCCAACCUGUUGACUACUCAGACAAUCCCGACGAAAUUAGUAUAGCCAAAGCUCUCUGGUGGUUUUACAUCUCGAAAUUAGUGGAAUUCUUUGACACCAUCUUGUUUGCCCUUCGUAAGAAGAACAGUCAGAUCACCUUUCUGCACGUCUACCACCACGCCACCAUGUUCCCAAUAUGGUGGAUCGGUAUCAAAUGGGUGGCCGGUGGGCAGUGUAAGUGUGUGUGUGUUUGUGUAUGCGUGUGUAUGUGUUUGUCUGUGUGUGUGUGUUUGUAUGUGUGCAUGUCUGUAUCUGUAUAA